This is a messenger RNA of Camelina sativa (false flax), 1799 nucleotides long. Its product is annotated as VAN3-binding protein. Lineage: Eukaryota; Viridiplantae; Streptophyta; Magnoliopsida; Brassicales; Brassicaceae. Gene Ontology annotation, biological process: phloem or xylem histogenesis; leaf vascular tissue pattern formation; auxin-activated signaling pathway. The record is from RefSeq and is a predicted model, not a curated record.
CUCAACCGCUUUUAAAUACACGAGAGCUUCACAUAACUUCCCCAUUCUCUUCUCUCACAUUCUCUCUAUCUCUCUUUAGAAAAAAAUGGAUAGAAGUGGUAAAACGUUUGGAGAACAAUAUUGGUGGAGGUCAAAUCCAGCGUUCAAACCGCCCGAAACGCCGUUAGAUUCGAUGGAGUUUCUCUCACGUACUUGGAGCCCUUCCGCGACCGAAGUUUCUAGAGCGGUCGUCGCUUCUCCUCCUCUGAGCUCUCAACCGCCGCAAAUGCGUUUCUCGGAGAUACAGAGCGGUUCUUCUGACGUCACUUUGGUCCCGGAGGAUGAAGAGAACGGUGUCGUUGCCGGAAACACUUUCUCUUUCGCUUCUUCCGAGACUUCUUUGAUGGUCAUGGAACGUAUCAUGGCUCAGUCUCCGGAGAUUUCAUCACCACGGACCUCAGGGAGACUAUCACAUAGCUCUUUCACCGACAGCCCUCCGAUCUCUCCCUCGGACAUCGACGACUUUAAGCAAUUCUACCGUAUAAGCCCAUCCUUUAAUGGGCACAUACGUGGUCCAUCCGCCAUCCCCGGCACCGCAGGAGGGUCUAAAACUGUUGGUCGUUGGCUAAAGGACCGGCGAGAGAAGAAGAGAGAGGAGACGCGUGCACAGAACGCACAGCUCCAUGCAUCUGUCUCCGUAGCUGGUGUGGCUGCCGCGGUUGCUGCUAUCGCUGCAGCCACGGCCUCUCAGACAAGUGCCGGAACGGACGAGAAAGUGGCCAAGAAUGACUCGGCGGUAGCUUCUGCCGCCACUUUGGUAGCGGCGCAGUGUGUGGAGGCGGCAGAGAUUAUGGGAGCUGAUCGUGAGCACUUGGCCUCCAUUGUCAGUUCUGCUGUCAACGUUCGUUCUGCCGGGGAUAUCAUGACUUUGACCGCCGCCGCUGCCACAGCUUUAAGGGGAGCUGCGACAUUGAAGGCGAGGGCUUUGAAGGAGGUAUGGAACAUCGCGGCUGUGAUUCCAGUAGAUAAGGGUAUACCAAAAGUAAGUGGUGGUGGUUACAGAGGAGGCGAGUUAGCUCCCGAGGACAAUUUCCUCGGGGUUUGCAGUAAAGAAUUGCUAGCUAAAGGUUGCGAAUUGCUUAAACGCACCCGCAAAGGUGAUCUUCAUUGGAAAGUUGUUUCGAUCUACAUAAAUAGAACAAAGCAGGUAGUGUUGAAGACUAAGAGCAAACAUGUUGCUGGGACCAUUACAAAGAAGAAAAAGAAUGUGGUGGUGGAAUUGGUCAAGGGAUUACCGGCAUGGCCUGGUCGGGAAUUGCUCGAGGGUGGAGAGAAUCUGAGGUAUUUCGGGCUUAAGACGUUUGAGAAAAGAGUGAUUGAAUUCGAGUGCAAAAGCCAAAGGGAAUAUGAUCUUUGGACACAAGGUGUUUCCAUGCUUCUUUCCAUUGCUUCUGAUAGGAAACAUAAAUGUUGAAUAAAGGUAUAGUCUUGGCCUCUUGGGGUAAAGUCAGAAUAAAAAUGGAUACUAAUGGGGCAAUUUGGAUUAUCUCUCUUUUUUUUUGGUGUUUUUUUUUUUUUUUUUUUUUUUUUCUAGCUGGAUUCUGGAAGAGAUAAGGUGAUUAAGCCGUCUAUUUUUUCUUUUCUUUUAAAGUAAGGUCAUUGUAGUCAAAGAAUAUGUAAAUUACUUCUACUCUCGUUUUGUAAGCUUAUGGUGAUUGGGAAAUCGGACGAAAGUUAUGUUUUUGUUUCUUGUGGGGAUAUUGUGGUAUAGAAAAUACCGUGUGAACUUCUUUUAAUGUUUUUGAAACUUUACUCUUCUA